Olea europaea var. sylvestris is the source of this 2161-nucleotide messenger RNA. RefSeq names its product serine carboxypeptidase-like 42. The transcript is spliced from 10 exons. Gene Ontology annotation, biological process: proteolysis. The coding region runs from base 469 to 1878 and encodes 469 amino acids. Gene Ontology annotation, molecular function: serine-type carboxypeptidase activity. Lineage: Eukaryota; Viridiplantae; Streptophyta; Magnoliopsida; Lamiales; Oleaceae. The record is from RefSeq and is a predicted model, not a curated record.
CAUGCAGUUAUUGUUUACUCACCUAAAUGGAUCUCUCUCUAUCUGUUUUCACACACUACAAACAGGGAUUCAAAAUUCUCUCUCUCUCUCUCUCUACACACACACAUAACAGACUCCUUUUCAUUUAUAAAGGAAAAAGAUAAGAACAAAAAAAGCCACCAAAUCUGCCAAAUCUUGGGUCCAAAUCUGCAGCAUUCUUCAGUUGCUCACAUUAUUCAUAAUUCAGUCACACUGGAUAAUGUGCGACUCUCUGUGCCUGUCUACAUAUAGCAAUUGCCGUCAAUGGAGCGACGUGCUUUUUUGUUAAAGAUAUCCCAGAAUUCACGUGCCCUUUCUUAAACAAAAAUUCAUUAUUCUGUAUGCACUUUUGACUUUGCUCCUAUAUAUAUAUGUGUGUAUUUGCAUUAGUUUCAUUGUACUAAAAGAGUAAAAGGCGGUCUCAGUGGAAUUUAAUUAUUUUUUGCUGAGAUGGGAUUUGUAUGGAUCUUGGCGGCGGUUGUGGUGGUGGGAGUGAUGGUGGGUGGUAGUUACGGGUUCCCGGAGGAGGACUUGGUGGUGAAAUUGCCCGGCCAACCGGAGGUGAAGUUCAGGCAGUAUGCAGGAUACGUAGAUGUGGAUUUGAAGGCUGGGAGAAGCUUGUUUUACUAUUUUGUAGAAGCAGAGAACGAUCCUGAUCAUAAGCCCCUUACUCUAUGGCUCAAUGGAGGCCCGGGUUGCUCAUCAAUAGGCGGGGGUGCCUUCACAGAGUUGGGUCCCUUCUUUCCUAGAGGCGAUGGUCGAUCCCUGAGAAGAAAUUCUAAAUCAUGGAAUAAAGCAUCAAAUCUCCUUUUUGUUGAGUCUCCAGCUGGUGUAGGAUGGUCCUAUUCAAAUACAAGCUCAGACUAUACUUGCGGUGACAUGUCCACGGCAAUGGAUAUGCAUAUGUUCAUGAUGGAGUGGUACAAGAAGUUUCCAACAUUCAAAACCCGAGCUUUGUUUCUGACUGGAGAAAGUUAUGCAGGGCAUUAUAUUCCACAAUUAGCUGUUGCUCUUCUCGACCACAACGAACAUUCUAAAGAGUUCAAGUUCAAUAUUAAAGGGGUUGCAAUUGGCAAUCCUCUUCUCAGAAUUGAUCGCGAUACCCCUGCACCAUAUGAAUUCUUUUGGUCACACGGAAUGAUCUCUGAUGAAAUCGGCCUUGCCAUUAUGAACGAGUGUGAUUUCGAAGAUUAUACAUUUGCCAGUCCACAUAAUGUGUCACGUGCAUGUAACGACGCCAUAUCAGAGGCAAAUGAGAUUGUUGGGGAAUAUAUAAAUAAUUACGACGUGAUUCUUGAUGUGUGCUAUCCGUCUAUAGUAGAGCAAGAAUUGAGACUACGAAAGAUGGCUACUAAGAUUAGUGUCGGAGUAGAUGUGUGCAUGAGCUACGAAAGACGGUUCUACUUCAACCUUCCUGAGGUUCAGAAGGCUCUUCAUGCGAACCGGACCCAUUUGCCGUAUAGCUGGUCUAUGUGCAGCGGUGUUCUAGAUUAUAACCAAACAGACGGCAACAUCGACAUUCUUCCUCUGCUUAAAAGGAUCAUUCAAAACCAGAUCCCAGUUUGGAUUUUCAGUGGAGAUCAAGAUUCAGUUGUGCCAUUAAUUGGUUCACGAACACUUGUACGCGAACUUGCUCAUGAUAUGCACUUCAAGAUUACAGUCCCAUAUGGAGCUUGGUUUCACAGAGGACAGGUCGGAGGUUGGCAAACUGAGUAUGGAAACUUGUUAACCUUUGCAACUGUUAGAGGUGCGGCUCAUAUGGUACCCUAUGCACAGCCUUCAAGAGCUCUGCAUCUGUUCAGUAAUUUCGUCGGUGGCCGGAGACUUCCAAACACAACUCGUCCUUCCAUUGACGAGUGACUAAGCGCGCUACAUUGAGAGAUUUGUAUUCAGAAACUAUUUUUAAAGUCGAGUCGAAGUUUGUUGAGUUUCAUUGAGCCGAAGGCAACACAUCCAUUCUGCAUUGUGAUGUGAAUGAAAAAGCAAAGCCAAGGGAAAAUCUCAAAAGACUAUCGAUUUGAUUGUUGAGGAAUGAAAAUCAACUUGGCAUGUCGUGUUCCAUUGACAGAACAAUUUAUUGUGUAUUUUUACAUUCGGAGGAUUUUAUUUAAGAACAAUAAUAGCGCAAAAAAAUAUUUUAUAA